GAAUGUGUCGAGAAAUAUAGUAUAUCAUUAUAGCAUAUCUGUUUGCCCCUUUGUGAAGGUGGGUGUCCAAAUGGAACAUGUGUGCUGCCUGAAAUAUGUGAAUAUGAUCAGGGUUAUGAAAUGAGUGCGAAAAAGGUAUGUGAACCUGUUUGUUCUGGAGGCUGUGAGAAUGGCCAAUGUAUUUCCCCUCAAAUUUGUGAGUGUAAUGAGGGUUAUCAAAUAAAUGGCACAAAUAAAUGUGAACCGGUUUGUUCGGAAGGCUGUGAAAAUGGACGAUGUGUUUCGCCUGAAACUUGUGAGUGCGAUAAGGGUUACCAACUAAAUUCCGCGAAUAAAUGUGAACCAAUUUGUUCGCAAGGCUGUGAGAAUGGUCGAUGUGUUUCCCCUCAAAUUUGUGAGUGCCAUAAGGGUUACCAAAUGAAUGCGGCAAAUAUAUGUGAACCUCUUUGUGCGGAAGGCUGUGAGAAUGGUCGAUGUAUUUCUCCUGGAAUAUGUGAAUGUAUUGAAGGUUAUAUUAAUGUAUCAAAAAGUUCCUGUUCACUUAGCUCUAAAUCAGUUUAUGCAAAUCGUCAGUGGCUGGUAUCAAAUAAUGAUCAGUCUAAAAUGUUCGAGUAUCAAGCCGUAAGAAUUUGGCAACCAAUUGUAUUUGCUUACAUAGCACUUCUCUUAAUUCUAAUCAUAUUGAUAGUUAUACUAAUAAUGAUAUUGUAUUGGAGAUCAAGAAAAAUAUCUUAUGAUGUGUGUAAAACAGGUGAGUGA
Molecule: messenger RNA, 759 nt
Organism: Lucilia cuprina (Australian sheep blowfly)
Lineage: Eukaryota; Metazoa; Arthropoda; Insecta; Diptera; Calliphoridae
Product: von Willebrand factor D and EGF domain-containing protein-like
Exons: 1
Coding region: 121-759 (212 amino acids)
Source: RefSeq, a predicted model, not a curated record